Molecule: messenger RNA, 3136 nt
Organism: Cyprinodon tularosa
Lineage: Eukaryota; Metazoa; Chordata; Actinopteri; Cyprinodontiformes; Cyprinodontidae
Gene: dnajc16
Product: DnaJ (Hsp40) homolog, subfamily C, member 16
Exons: 15
Coding region: 288-2651 (787 amino acids)
Source: RefSeq, a predicted model, not a curated record
GUUUUUGUUGGAGUACUCAAUUUCCCGUAGCGACCUUCUAGAAAUAGCGCCCCCUCGUGGCCUUUCUCUGCUCUGUAGCAGGUUAGCCAGCUCCGGUGCUACGUUAGGAUGCUGCGGAACACGCGCCGCACGUUUAGCCCUUUAACAGCGCGCGGUGGGUUCACAUUGAUGCGAGGAGCUGCAGAGGAUCCCAGUGUACCCUGAAUAUGUGGCGCUGUCACGGCUGACUGCAUGGACCCGAGGUGACUGAAGCAAGCUGGGGAAGCUGCAGCCCCUGUGGGCGACGGAUGUGGGGGUCAAACAUGUCUCCAUAUCUGGCUGUGAUGCUUCUGGUGGUCCUCUGUGUCCUACUGCCAGGAUUAAGCCACGGAGGCUCUGAAAUGGAUCCGUACAAAAUAUUAGGGGUAACCAGGCGGGCAAGCCAGGCAGAGAUCAAGAAGGUCUACAAGCGUCUGGCUAAAGAAUGGCAUCCUGACAAAAACAAAGAUCCAGGUGCCGAGGACAUGUUUAUCAAGAUCAUUAAAUCUUAUGAGAUCCUGUCCAGCGAAGACAAACGUGCCAACUAUGACCGUUACGGCCAGACUGACGACACCCAGGCGUACGGCGGCGGCCGAUACGGCCCUCCCCAGGACAGCUUUUACCCUGACGAGUCCUUCUUCAACUUCCCAUUCAACACCAAGAACCAGAGGGACUUCACAGACAGCAAGUACACGCUGCACUUCAACCAGUACAUCGGCGAGGUUGUCCCAGACAGCUACAGGAGGCCGUACCUGAUAAAGAUCACCUCCGACUGGUGCUUCAGCUGCAUCCAUAUCGAGCCUGUCUGGAAGGAAGUGGUGCAGGAGAUGGAGGGUCUAGGCGUCGGGAUCGGCGUGGUGGAUGUUGGCUACGAGAGGCGGUUAGCCAAUCACCUCGGUGCUCAUCGCACCCCGUCUAUUCUGGGUGUUAUCAGUGGAAAGGUGACGUUUUUCCAUUACGCCGUAGCAAAGGAGCAUCUGAGGCAGUUCGUUGAAGACCUAUUGCCUCAGAGACUUGUAGAGAGGAUCACUGACAAAAAUGAGCAGCAGUUCUUAAACAGCUGGCAUGCUCUAAACAAACCACAUGUGCUUCUGUUUGACCAGGUUCCGAGUGUCCCUCUGCUAUACAAACUAGCAGCGUUUGCGUACAAGGACUACCUGCAGUUUGGUUACGUUGACCAGGGCCUGGCAGAGACGUCCGAGCUGCAGAAACGGUUCAACAUCAACACUUACGCUCCAACCAUGCUGGUCUUUAAGGAGAACACGGACAAGCCUGCCGAUAUCAUACAGGCUAAAGGAAUGAAGAAACAAAUAAUCGACGAGUUCAUGUCAAACAACAAGUUCCUCCUCGCACCACGGCUCGUCAAUCAGAGGCUCUUUGAUGAGCUCUGUCCCGUCAAACAGUUUCACAGACGCAGGAAAUACUGUGUGCUGCUGAUAACGGCUGAUGAAGAGACCAAUUCUUUGGGCAUCCAGUCUUUCCUCUCAUUCGCUUCGACCAACACCAGGGAGGUUGUGAGGUUUGCUUAUGUGUACCAGCGGCUGCAGCAACCACUCUGUGACAUCCUGAUGUACAGCGGCGACAGCUCCCAGCUGACUCCGCAGGUGGUGAUACUGGAGAGGCGUAACGCCGCCGGCAAAGCGUUUUUCAAGCCAGUGACGGCGUGGAACGGCAGUGAGGAAGACAAGCUGCGUCUCUUGGAGGAGCUGGAGCGACUCCAGAAGGACCCGUCCAUCCUCAUCCAUGACGUCCUGCUACCUGAACUCAACAACGAGUUUGCCUCGAUGUUUGUGGUCCGGUGGAUCUCUUCAUCCUACGAUUACCUCUCUGAAGUCAUUGAUGACAUUCUUCAUAACAACUGGCGUGAGAUGAUGCCUCUCCUGUCCCUCAUCUUCUCUGCUUUGUUCAUCUUGUUUGGAACCGUAGUGAUCCAGGCUUUCAGUGACUCCAGUGAGGAUAAGCAGAUGAAACCAAAAGCAAAAGAUGGAGCUAAAGCAGAAAAUGGGUCAUCAGAGACUAGCAGCGCCUCACGCAGACCUCCGAAAAAGACUUUUGUGGAGGUGACCGAGCUGACGGACAUCACCUACAUGAGCAACCUGGUGAAGCUGAGGCCUGGACACAUCAACAUAGUCCUGGUCCUCACUGACGCCUCCAAGAACAUCCUUCUUAGCAAGUUUGCUAAAGAAGUGUAUUCCUUUACGGGGAGUCACACACUUCACUUCUCCUUCCUGAACCUCGACAAGCACGGCGACUGGAUGAGCGCCCUCCUGGAAUACGCACCGGGCGCGGCGCAGGUGGAUGACGACGAAGGCGGGAGCCGUAAAGUGGACUACACUGGCUUCGUGCUGGCGCUGAACGGCCACAAAAAGUACCUGUGUCUCUUCAAGCCCGUCUACACGGGAGAGGACCUCGAAGGCAAGUCGUCCGAGGACGAAGCGGCGGCGUCAGCAGGCAGAUCGAGGCCCGGUCAUCCUCCAAGGAAAUCCGGGCGCUCUCGCAGCACGUCCACUCUACAGAUCCACCACAAGCUGGACCGGCUGGGGCUGUGGAUGGAAAGACUCAUGGAGGGGACCUUGCCUCGUUUCUACGUCCCGGCAUGGCCAGGGGUCGAUAAGAUCACACCAAGUAAAUAGAUGAUGGAGGAAACUCAUUAGGCCCCGUUUUAUAUCAAAGACCUUAAAUAAGUGCAGAUUUUUGUGGAAUAGGAUGUUCCCCUUCAGAAACAAACCAUUCCAUCCAGUAAACUUUAUUUGAAACAAAUACUAUCUAUUAGUAUUACAUUUGAAUAAGUAUACUUUAUUAUCUCUAAAUACAUAAACCUGAUAAUUAAGUAUCUUAAAUAAAUAAGCAUUAUUAUACAAAUGAGUAUGGAUCAUGUAAGUUUUUUUUACAUUUGUGUUAAAAUUAUCUAAAAAAAAAAAAAAAGCACAUGUUUGAUUCUGUUUGGCAUUGCUUGCUGCAUUAAUGUUUUUUUAAAGAUUGUUUAAAUAUAUAUAUUUUUAUUCUGUGCAACAAUAUAUACUGUGUUAGUUUGAAGUUGCAUUAAAAUACAUUCAGUUUGUCUGCUGUAAAUCAACGCAUUUUAUGUUUAUUAAUAAACGCAAGAAUUGUGAAUUAA